UGCCAAUAGUCUUACAGCUAUAAUAUUUCAAGUACUCUAUUGAAUUCUUAUUAUUAUUUAAAAAAAAAAAAUUAAUAAAACUAUGCAUUUCAAGAGCGCCCUUAUUGUCUGCGUGGUGUAUUUCCUGACGUCGGCAUGGAGCGUCGGAUUAAACAGUGAUCAAUUGAUAGAGUUGAAUAAACUGUUUGGAAAUCAUAAAAAGUGUACCCACGGAGUUGACGAGGAGGACGUCUCAAAAGUCGUGAGAGAGUUCUUUGGAAUAAAAUGGAAACGUCCUGAAAUUAAUUUUGCAUUCUAUCCAAAUGAGCCUGAUUCUAUAAACUUAAGUAAUUUAUUGAGGGUGUUAGCGGAAAAAGACAAAAGGUCAGACAAUAUCAAGGCUAAAAUACACAAGUAUUUUGAUGUAAACUUUUUCCUGGAUGAGUUCAUUACAGUCUGCGAGUCUUAUGACCAACCGGGAUAUCUUAAUCUGCAGCAGCUCUCGGAAGUAUUUAGCUAUUGGGAAACGAUAACUGUUAGAUUAAACGAAAAAAUAAAAGAACUUAAAAUCGCAAUAGGCGGAAAUGCACACCGCCAUCUAAUAAACGCGGCGGAUUUCUUGUUGAUCAUGUUGGAAAUCAAACCAGUUGGCAAUGGUAUAACCCCAGCGCAAGCAGAAAAGUUUGGCCGUUUGUACGAAGAACAUAAGACACCCGGUUUGGUGAUCACCAUUGAUCCUGAUGAAAGUGAAAAAGUGUUCAAUGAGCUUGGGAUAACCAUAGACGACGAAUUGAAACUGCUAUUUAUUUCGAACCGACCCGCUGAAAUAUUGUUGAAGGAUUUAAUCUUGGCUGCGGCAGAACGCACUGGGGCGUUUGAGGAAGAAAAAUUGAGAGUGAUAAGUACAAGUGAAGUCGUGUAUGCCAUAAAUGACUUCAAUGUGACCGACGCAGAUAAGGAUGGUUUACUGUCUCCACAUGAGUAUUCUGGCCACGAAGAUGACUUAGAUUCUAUUUUAAAACCGAUGGAAGUGUCGGAAGAAGUUAUCGAAGAUCUGCAAAUUUAUUUAAAGAAGUUCGAUGGUAAGAAGAAACUAAACUUUGCGGAAUUCGUGGUAACGGUAACGUUCGUUGAUAUACAUAAAAGCGUAGAAGACCCUAUGACAAACGAUGCUGAUGCCGAUAGUGAUUAGUUGCCAAUAAUGA
Adelges cooleyi (spruce gall adelgid) is the source of this 1184-nucleotide messenger RNA. RefSeq lists its product as uncharacterized. The coding region runs from base 83 to 1171 and encodes 362 amino acids. Lineage: Eukaryota; Metazoa; Arthropoda; Insecta; Hemiptera; Adelgidae. The record is from RefSeq and is a predicted model, not a curated record. The transcript is spliced from 9 exons.